GUUAAAGUUUAUCAACGCGCCUUGAAUUUGUAAAAACACGUCUGCUCUAGCAUCUUGAUCUUUCUUCUUAAUCAUUUCCAUAGACUAGUUAACAUAGCAAUGUCUGUCGUGGGUGUCGACUUCGGUACUCUUCACAGCAAGAUCGGUGUCGCAAGAAAUCGAGGUAUCGAUAUCAUUGCAAACGAAGUUUCCAAUCGUGCAACUCCAUCUCUCGUUGCAUUCGGCCAGAAACAACGUGCUAUCGGCGAAUCUGCAAAAACUCAAGAGACUUCAAAUUUCAAGAAUACGAUAGGAUCUCUCAAAUGUCUCAUCGUAGAGAAGAAAUUUCUCAAUGCAACCCUCGUCGAUGUCGGAGGAACAGUCGGCACCCAGAUAAUAUAUCGCGGUGAAAAACAGACUUUUUCUGCGACUCAGCUCGUUGCAAUGUAUCUCGGAAAGCUGCGUGAUAUCACCGCAAACGAGCUCAAGACCGCAGUCUCUGAUCUCAUUGCUGGUCUCAACGCUCUUCGUCUCAUUAACGAUACCACUGCUGUCGCUCUCGGUUACGGUAUCACAAAGACUGAUCUCCCCGACCCAGAAAACCCACGGCACGUCAUGUUCGUUGACGUUGGCCAUUCCUCCAUGUCUGUCUCAGUCGUCGCAUUCGCCAAAGGGCAAUUAACAGUCAAAGCAGCCGCGUACGAUCGCCACUUGGGUGGUCGUGAUAUCGACUACGCUCUCAUCCAGUACUUUGCUGAUCAGUUUAACGCCAAAUACCACAUCGACGUCCUCUCCAGCCCCAAAGCAACCUUCCGUCUCGGCGUCGGUUGCGAGAAACUGAAAAAGGCUCCCUUGAACGUCGAAUCACUCAUGAACGACAUUGACGCCUCAUCCAAGCUCAACCGUGAAACAUACGAAGAGCUUAUCUCAGGCGUCCUCGACCGCAUCGCCGUGCCCCUCCAACAAGCCCUCGUCGAAUCUGGAAUUAGCAUCGAUGCCAUCGACGCCGUCGAGCUCGUCGGUGGUACCACCCGUAUCCCAGCAGUCCGCGCCCGCAUCCAAGCUGCCCUCGGAGGCAAGACUCUCUUCACUACCCUCAACCAAGAUGAAGCCAUCGCCCGCGGCGCCACAUUCGCCGCCGCAUUCCAAUCCCCCACCUUCCGCGUGCGCGAGUUCCACGUGCACGACAUCGCUCAGUACCCCAUCAAGAUGAUGACAACUGAGCUCGUCGUUUUCCCCCGUGGGAAUGGUAUCCCGUCUACCAAGAUCCUCACGUUCUACCGCAAGGAGCCGUUUGAGAUCGAUGCUCAGUAUGUGGACCCUGCAGGCCUGCCUGGAGGUAUCAACCCGUGGAUCGCACGAUUCACUGCAGAAGCUGUCCCGCCUUCCUCAGAUGGCGACCUCACGUGCAUCAAGCUAAAGACAGCGGCUGAACUUGCACGGGAUCAUGUGGAAGAGCGUGAGGAAGCAAUGGAAGUUGAUGGAGAGGCACCGAAGAAGAAGCGAGUUGUGAAGAAGAAUGAGAUUCCGUUCUCUACUCGCACUUCGUCGCUUGACCCUAGCGUUAUCGAGAAGCUGAAAGAGCAGGAGGCGGAGAUGCAUGCUGCUGAUAAGCUUGUCAUGGACACCGAGGACCGCAAGAACGCGCUUGAGGAAUAUGUCUACGACAUGCGUGCCAAGCUCGACGAGCGCUACUCAUCCUACGUACAGGCCUCAGAAAAAGAGAAGCUCAUGGGCAUGUUCCAAGAAGCCGAAGACUGGCUCUACAGCGAAGAAGGCGAAGACGCCACCAAAAGCGCCUAUGUCGCUAAACUCGACACCCUCAAAGCAGUCGGCGACCCCAUCGUCACGCGCUACCGCGAAGCCGAAGACCGCCCCAAAGCCAUGGCCCACCUCCGCGCAGCCCUCAACGACUACAUCAGCCAAGCUACCUCCUCAGACGAGAAAUUCGCGCACAUCUCUGAGAGCGAAAAACAAAAAGUCGUUGAAAGAUGCGCGACGGUUCAAAAGUGGCUUGAUGACCAGACUGCACGCCAGGCUGAGAGGCCGAAGAAUGUUGAUCCUGUUUUGACGAGUGCGGAGAUUUUGAAGAAGAGGGAAGAUGUGGUUUACUUUGCGGUUCCGAUUUUGACGAAGGUGAAGCCUAAGCCUGUGAAGUCGGAGGGUACGCCUUCGGGGACGCCCAAUAAUGGGACGGGGACGCCGCAGAGUGGGACGCAGACGCCUGAUCCUGGUGCGCAGGGGCCUUCGAAGGGGGAGGAGGAAGUUCCUGGGCCGCCGGAGAUGGAUGUUGAUUAGAGGCUUUCGAUGAACAUGUUUCGAGUCGAUUCGCAUUUUCUCCUCUGAAAAUCAGCCGUAAUUGUCCGGGUUGUUUUGAUUAGAACAUGAUGAUGCGUAGAGCAUAUACAGUAACGCAAUAUAGUGUACUACUAUCGUUUGACGUCUAUUUUCUUUUUGUCUUGAGUCAGUCGAGUACAGUGUACAC
Messenger RNA from Suillus paluster, 2464 nucleotides. RefSeq names its product Hsp70 protein-domain-containing protein. Bases 100 to 2277 code for a protein of 725 amino acids. The transcript has 10 exons. NCBI's taxonomy places the organism in Eukaryota, Fungi, Basidiomycota, Agaricomycetes, Boletales, Suillaceae. Gene Ontology annotation, molecular function: ATP binding; ATP-dependent protein folding chaperone. Gene Ontology annotation, biological process: protein folding. The record is from RefSeq and is a predicted model, not a curated record. Gene Ontology annotation, cellular component: cytosol; nucleus.